Molecule: messenger RNA, 1538 nt
Organism: Mollisia scopiformis
Lineage: Eukaryota; Fungi; Ascomycota; Leotiomycetes; Helotiales; Mollisiaceae
Exons: 2
Coding region: 155-1372 (405 amino acids)
Biological process (GO): regulation of DNA-templated transcription
Cellular component (GO): Rpd3L complex; Rpd3L-Expanded complex; nucleus
Source: RefSeq, a predicted model, not a curated record
CGUCAUUCUCCCUGCCAUCCAAUUUCAAUUUUAGCACCACCACUCGGGCCCAACCAGCCAGGGUCUUCAAAAUUUCUCCUUCGUCUUCGCAGAACGGAGCGUUACAAAUUCGAGAGACGAUCUCUCCAUCGAUUUUAACAACAGGCGAGGCAGUAUGGUCGGCCACCAAGAUCACCUCGAUGCGGCCGGCCUGCUCGACGAGUGGAUGAAUCGCGUGGCAAACUUGCCUGCAGAAGUCGCUUUCAUGCAGGAAGAGAUCGAACAGAAAGAUAGACAAAUGUCAGAAUGCCUUUCGAUCAUCGCGAAAAACGACACGGCCAUUCAGAAAUGGAUUAAAAUUAAUGGCAGUCAUACCCCAAACCCUAAGGAGGAGCAGUUGAGUAGAGUGGUCCUCGAGAAUUACGAUAAAUGCCAGAUUCUGCAGGAAGAGAAAGUUGCUCUCGCGCAAAAGACCAAGCAACUGAUGGACAAGCAUACUCGAUGGCUUGAUGGUCACAUAAAGACAUUACAAGAUCGAGGAGAGGUUCCAAAUGAUCCGGAUAUACCUUCAGUUCUCCGCCCUCAACCAGAGAGUGCCCUCCCUAGUCGACUAGAUGCUAAUACAGUACCUAUGCCGUUGGGACAGAUUACAAACUCUGCGACGAUACCACAUACUCGGCAGCCCAACCAGUACACACAAAGAAUACCACACCUGCAAGCCCAUGCUACUGGCAUUUCAUCCUCUUCUGCUCCUGCUACACCUGCUGCGUCUAUGCUGAUGUCCCGUCAGGCUAGAGAAACAUCGCUCGGUGCGACCGCAGCGGUCAAGCGUCAAAAAAUGGGUCUCGGUGUCCUUCCACCAAGUGGUCUUGCACGUCAAUCAUCAGCAACCCCAGGUACGCCUCGAGGUCAUACUCCAGCUACUGCAUCUGCAAGAGCUGGUAGUGCAGGACCGAAAUUAUCACAGAAGGGCACAGCUAUCAAGAAAGUGGCACCAUCUGGAAGCAGACAAGCUGGAGUCCAAAAGAAGCCUAAGAAGUCUGGUCUAAGCAGACUCAAACGACCAGGCAAUAAGAACUCCCCAUCUUCUACAAACGAUAGUGAACUUAGUGACGCCGAAUCUGGUUCUGGAGAAGAGGACGAAGCUGCCACUCCGCCCGUGCACAAGGAUGCUGAUGGAGACGAAGAGAUGGGAGAUGACGAGGAAGGAGGAGAUGAUAAGAAGUAUUGCAUAUGCCAGAGCGUUAGCUAUGGCGAUAUGGUUGCUUGCGACAACGAGGAUUGCCCCUUGGAGUGGUUCCAUUGGAGUUGCGUUAAUCUCAAGAGCGAGCCGGUCGGAACCUGGAUAUGUCCAGUUUGCGACGGCACGACAAAACUCCCAAAUAAGAAAUAAAGGUCUCGUGGCGGCUGUUUAUACUGUACAUGGCGUUUAGGCAUUGGGAGCGUGGGGGGCGGUGAGGAUGGAGUUUCUGGUGUUUGAUGGUACGAUAUGACAUCAGGGCCACUAGAAUGCAGCUUCUCCUGAGCUUUAACCUAGCGAAUAGGCAGCAAUUUAUCAG